AUGAACUUACAACAGAUUAUGAGACCCAGCUCAAUUAGCGCAGACGGCAUCAAGGUCUUCGCUGGCGCUGAGCAGGAUGCCAACCUCUUCUUCAUCACCGUCGAGGCCAAGCUCAUCGCCGCUGGCAUCGACGCUGGCAUCAUCGCCGAGGGUGGUGCUGACCACCAAGGAGACGGGCAGGCUCCAGCAGCUGCCUCAUCGCCGAGCCCAAGCACCCACGGUGCUUCGGGUCCCCGCACUCGCUCCCGCGCUCAACGCGGCCCUCGCCGCACUGGCGUCCGCCACGACGCGGGGGAACACGACGACGAUGACGACGACGAGGGCGAUGGCGACGACCACGGCGCUCAACCAUCUUCCUCCUCUUCCUCUCUCCCUUCUUCCGCCACUCCGAGCGGAGGAGCGCAGGUGGCGUCCCGAGCCUCUGGCCUGCUGGAUCCCCGUGAUCCACAGGUUGACGCAGCCAUCUUCGCGUUCCUCCUUGGCGUCCUGACGGGACACCCGCUGCGGCUGGCCAUCACCGACAACCGUGGCCGCUCAGGUGUGCUUGCGCUGCGCCGCCUCCGCGAGCGCUACAUCCGCAGCGGCAAGGACCACGUCAGUCGUCUCAGGCAGCAGCUCUCCUCGACCACCUGGUUGCCCACGGACACCGUCGACACGUUCAUGUCCCGCAUCACGGACAUCAACUCGCAGCUCCUCGCUGCCGGCGUGUCCAUCCCGGAGGACGACCUGCGCACCCUCGUCCGCAACGAACUCCCCGCAGAGUUUGAUGUGGCGAUGCGGUUCAUGGAGCGCGAGGACCCGCCACCAUCACUGUCCAAGAUGACGGCGGACCUCAUCCAGGAAGAGCGCCGCCUGCAUCGUCCCAAGAAGCGCACGCCUGUGCUCGCCAUCGGCGGACCAGGCCCCGGCUCCUUCGCUGCAUCACCGAUGCACGCUGGCACGUCGCCCUCCGACACGAGCGGUGACCCAUGCUGUCCACCUGCAGAGCGCGUGACUUGCGCGUUCUGCAACUUCCGCGGCCACUGCGCGCAGCAGUGCCGCAAGCUGCAGGCGGCCAAGCGCUACCACGUCAUCGACGUGCGGCAGAUCCUGGCUACGCUUCGCAACCACGGCAACGGCAACGGCAAGCGGCCAGGAUGUAGUAACACGACAGAGCAAUGCUAG
Molecule: messenger RNA, 1164 nt
Organism: Salpingoeca rosetta
Lineage: Eukaryota; Choanoflagellata; Craspedida; Salpingoecidae
Exons: 2
Coding region: 1-1164 (387 amino acids)
Source: RefSeq, a predicted model, not a curated record